Messenger RNA from Drosophila montana, 1248 nucleotides. RefSeq names its product band 7 protein AGAP004871-like. The coding region runs from base 106 to 1101 and encodes 331 amino acids. Gene Ontology annotation, cellular component: plasma membrane. The record is from RefSeq and is a predicted model, not a curated record. NCBI's taxonomy places the organism in Eukaryota, Metazoa, Arthropoda, Insecta, Diptera, Drosophilidae. The transcript is spliced from 5 exons.
UCAAUAACUCCAAGAUUUGUUAAGCAUACACGAAUUUUGUUCAAUCUGUUAUAGGCAGCUGCAAAAUUUUCCGUUAUAGCACACUCUAAUCCACGCUACCAGGAAAUGACAGAUAAAGAGAGGUUAGCCAAUGAUGACGAUGGCUUGGAAGUACCUAAACGCAAAGAAGGAAAGAGAUAUAUUCAAACAAGUGAGGACCACAAAAACACGACGUCUGAAAUUAUAGCAAUAGCUGUUUCAUGGAUCCUUGUAUUGGUCACCUUUCCAGUCUCCAUAUUCUUCUGUUUCGUUACGAUCGCAGAGUUUCAUCGAGCGAUAUUCUUCCGUUUAGGCCGUGUUAGACAAGGCGCACGUGGGCCGGGUCUGAUCUGGUUUUUGCCUUGCAUUGACUCCUACUCUCUAGUGGAUCUGCGCACGAGAGUGGAGGUGAUUCCAACCCAGGAGAUGAUCACUAAGGACUCAGUGACGAUCAGCGUCGAUGCAGUCCUGUUCUAUUAUAUCACAGGCUCAUUGCAUGCAACAAUACAAAUCUCGAAUUUGCACGAAUCAACUCUUUUUAUAGCUCAGACAAUGCUGCGUAACGCUGUGGGUUCUAAAACACUUCAUGACCUGCUGACCUCCAGGGAAGCUCUGUCUGAGGAGAUUGGUCUAGCUGUAGACCGCGCAACCGAGAAGUGGGGUGUGAGGAUCGAAAGAGUCGCAAUUAAGGACAUAAACCUACCAGAAAGUCUUCAGCGAACUAUGGCUAGCGAGGCGGAGGCACUGAGGGAAGCUCGUGCCAAAAUCAUAUCUGCGGAGGGAGAGCUCUUGGCCUCGAAAGCUUUGAAGGAUGCAUCUGAUGUGAUGGCUCAGAAUAAAGUUACCUUACAGUUGCGACAUUUGCAGAUCCUUACAUCGAUUGCUCAAGAGCGCUUAGUUACGAUAAUAUAUCCUUUCCCUAUGGAGGUAUUGUCACCGUUUGAGGUCCGUAAAAAGGGUGGUACGGCUGGUUUCGCGCCCUUUUUAGAACUGUUUGGGUCCGAAACGGCAAAGAGUUCUGAAGCUGAAUACAGAACGACCUCUAAUGCAAUUGGAAAUGAUAUUAAUGAACAACCCGAGUAAACCGGAUCUUGAAGACCAAAGUUAGGAAUUGGACGCAUAUGCUAUAGUAAGUCUUAAACGGGGACGGGAAGAUGAUUACCAAUUUAUUGAUAUUUUAGUUAAAUGUAUCUGGAUACAAUUCGAGAAAAAGAUUUACAAUUUAAAAUA